Messenger RNA from Penicillium crustosum, 240 nucleotides. RefSeq lists its product as uncharacterized. The transcript has a single exon. The record is from RefSeq and is a predicted model, not a curated record. Lineage: Eukaryota; Fungi; Ascomycota; Eurotiomycetes; Eurotiales; Aspergillaceae. The coding region runs from base 1 to 240 and encodes 79 amino acids.
AUGGGCCAAUUCUCGUCGAGACUACUCAAUGUAUAUACUGUAUACACUGUAUGCACCCCGUCCGAGAAACACCCCAAGAAAUGGGACUCUUUGCUGCAUAACCUGCCUGACACGCAGAGGGGCGGGGAACACAUGAUAGUGGCCAUGUCUCGCGAGGAGACAGAUUUGUGUUGCCGCCAGGCUCAAGAAAUGUUGGAAAGAAACGGUAUCUUGAUGCGCUCCUGUGGUUCCAUGCGUUAA